AUGACCAGCUGCCGCCACCAUUCCGGAUACUUGGCAGACGACGAGGCCGGCCACACCACCUACGUGGCCCGGGUAAGUCCGCCUAAGAAGCCACUGUUCCCGGAAAUGGGGCAAGCCUCCAAGCUGGGCCACAUGCCGCACCCACCAUCGAGGUACACCCCCACAGACAGCUUAAGGCUCCGUGGCCACCAACGAAACCCAAGGGACCCUCGGCCCUUUGGUAGCUUCCUGGAUUUCCUCGUCGAGGGUCAGGUGCUAGACAGCCUACAGACGGUGGUGGAAGAGGCAACUGAGCGCAUGACCACUAUGAAGACAGAGGCUGGGGUGCCACUGGUGGAGGUGCAGGACCCGAUAGAGGUGCCGAGGGGUGGGCGGCGGGUGCGCGCCCGGCCCAGCCUCAGUACCGCGCACCGGCACCGGGCCCGGCCCAGCCUCUGCACUGGGUGGCCCAACAACUACCCAUCCUCCUCCAGUUCCACGUCUGACUGCCAUAGCAGCUUCACAGCUGGCUGGCUGGGCUCCCACGGCCAGGACAGUGACCUGGGCACCCGUGGCAAGGGCUCACUGCCAUCCAUGAGGGACAGGCUUUUGCUGGAGAAGAACCUCAAACGGCUGCUGAAGCUGGAGAACAGAGGGAAAGGCCUGGGUCAGUCCUGCUUCCGGAGGGACUCCCUGCUGUGGGACUCACUGGGCAGCCAGGCCAGCAGCCAGUGGACCCAGACCCAGGAGCCACCUGUGUCCUGGUUCUCAGGCCUGCUGGACUCAAGCACAGGGACACCGCAAACAUCAGAGCCCGGGCCUGGAGAACAGGAACUGACCUUCCUCAAGCGAGGGUUUGAUAAGGAGAUCAAGUCCUUGUUGAGCCAGCCAGCGUCCUUUGACCUGCCUGGCUACUGUUCAUUCCGUGAGCCCUAUCAGACCCUGGACUUCCUGGCUGAGCACCACCUCUUCCCUGCCCUGCAGAGUGUGGUCCGCCAGGCUGUGGACAAGCUCAGUGGAGCCUGCCGCCAUGAUGGCUGCCCUCUCUUCCCAUCAGAAUGGGAGCCCCCAACAGAGCCCAAUUCUGACUCCACAACAGGCUCCAAGCCAGCCACACCCACCGACGGGGAGGAGCCGUACGAUGUGCUUCCCACCCAAGUCUCCAGCUCCAAGAUGAUUCGAAGAAAGAGCACCAAGGGCAGAGGACGGGCCCAGCCCAAGGAAGGUGGUUCCCCUGUGUCUAGUACCCAAGUGGCCACCAGAUUCAGGAUCGAGAGCCCCAAUUACAAGUUCAUGAGGAAGAAGCCACUACCCUCCAUCUCCUCCAAGUCUACCAUAUCCCACCUCUCCAACCCCUUGUACGAGGAGCUCGUCAGCUACUUGGUGGAGCAGGUCGUGUCCUUGCUCAUCUACAAGUACAAGUUCGAGAAGAACCUCUCCAAGCAGCUGGGCUUCAUCUCCUUCCCUGUCACCGAGACGCUCAUGGACCUCUUCCUGGGCUUCAGGAAGGUGAAGGGCUCCCACAUCUGCCUGUCCUCAAAGAUCGACUGGAGCUGUCUGCUGCGCAGGCUGGAGGAGGCCGAGUGGGCCCGGCAGCUGUCCAGACAAGCAUCCCAGCACAGCAGCACGGAGUCCCUCUCCAUGCUGCUGGAGCCGGCCACCCAAGCGGAUCAGGAGGCGGCCACGGAGUCCAGCUUCGACAGUGAGUUUCCCGAUUCUCAGUUGCUCGCGGCUCAGGAGGAUACUACAGCCGAGGAGCAGGAACCCGCGAGCCAGCAAGAGCCCAAGCCCUCCGUGUUCUCCGGCCCGGGCGUGGGCUCUCAUCAGCGUCAGGAAGUAGUAGACAUGGACAGUCAGAGCGAUGAGGAGGAAGAGGAUGAGCAGGAGGAGGAGGAUUUCUUAGGGGACAAUGGCCCAUCCCAGAGCUCCCCCGAGCCUCAAGUGGAGAUGGGGCUCAGCCACUCCACAAACGUGGGCCGCAGCGACCCUCCGUGA
Molecule: messenger RNA, 1974 nt
Organism: Neomonachus schauinslandi (Hawaiian monk seal)
Lineage: Eukaryota; Metazoa; Chordata; Mammalia; Carnivora; Phocidae
Gene: CCDC116
Product: coiled-coil domain containing 116
Exons: 5
Coding region: 1-1974 (657 amino acids)
Cellular component (GO): centrosome
Source: RefSeq, a predicted model, not a curated record